This is a messenger RNA of Poeciliopsis prolifica (blackstripe livebearer), 1602 nucleotides long. It is a transcript of the gene wdr12, whose product is annotated as WD repeat domain 12. The transcript has 12 exons. The record is from RefSeq and is a predicted model, not a curated record. Lineage: Eukaryota; Metazoa; Chordata; Actinopteri; Cyprinodontiformes; Poeciliidae. Gene Ontology annotation, cellular component: preribosome, large subunit precursor; PeBoW complex. Gene Ontology annotation, molecular function: protein binding. The coding region runs from base 144 to 1415 and encodes 423 amino acids. Gene Ontology annotation, biological process: maturation of 5.8S rRNA from tricistronic rRNA transcript (SSU-rRNA, 5.8S rRNA, LSU-rRNA); maturation of LSU-rRNA from tricistronic rRNA transcript (SSU-rRNA, 5.8S rRNA, LSU-rRNA); ribosome biogenesis.
AUUCGACUUGAAAGUCUUCCCACACGGCACAUGGCGACACUGCAUGCGAGUUGGACGUGUUAUGAAGUGGAGCGGGAGGGUUUUAUUGCCGUUUGCUAAUUUCUGGAGCAUACAUACACAAAUUUUGUUGUACAGAAGUCAAAAUGUCGCAGUUACAGGCGAGGUUCUUCACGGAAGACCAAAGGUAUGUUGUAGAUGACGUCCCAUUCUCCAUCCCAGCUGCCUCUGAAGUCCAGGAUCUUAGCAACGUCAUCAACAAGCUCCUGGAAGCAAAGCAUGCAUCUCACAGUAGGGUGGAGUUUGACUUCCUGGUCAAGGGUCAGUUCCUGCGAACCCAGCUGUCCACUCACAUGGAGACGGAGGGAAUAUCUACGGAAGACGUAGUGGAGAUAGAGUACGUGCAGCGGAUCACGGCGCCGGAGCCAGAGGAGUGCAUCAUGCACGACGACUGGAUCAGCUCUGUGGAGGCGGACAGCGAGUGGAUCCUAACAGGAUCGUACGACAAGACAGCCAGGAUAUGGUCUUUAGAAGGGAAGGCGGUGACGACAAUGGCUGGACACUCUGACGUCGUGAAGGAUGUUGCCUGGGUCAAAAGAGAUGGCCUGACGUCCCUCCUCCUGACUGCGUCUCUGGACCAGACCGUCCUGCUGUGGGAGUGGAACUCUGAGAGGAACCAGGCGAAAGCCAGACACUGUUGUCGGGGACACACAGGAAGCGUCGACGCCAUUUCCACAGACCCCUCAGGCUCUAAGUUCUGCAGCGGCUCCUGGGACAAAAUGUUGAAGAUCUGGUCGGCGGUGCCCACAGAGGUGGCGGAUGAGGUGGAGGAGCUCGCUGACCGACCCAGGAAGAAACAGAAGACCCAGCAGCUCGGCCUGACCAGGACCCCCUUGAUGACGUUGUCCGGACACAACGAGGCGGUGUCCUCUGUCUUGUGGUGCGACAGCGAGGAAGUGUGCAGUGCAUCCUGGGACCAUACCAUCCGACUGUGGGACGUGGAAGCCGGAGUCAUGAAGACCACACUGUCGGGCAGUAAAGUGUUCAACUGCAUCUCCUACUCCCCUCUGUGUCGACGGCUGGCCUCAGCCAGCACCGACAGACACAUCAGACUGUGGGACCCUCGCACCAAAGACGGGACGCUGGUGCUGUUGUCUCUGACGUCCCAUACCGGCUGGGUCACCGCAGUCAAGUGGGCGCCUUCCCAUGAGCAUCAGCUCAUGUCCGGUUCCCUAGACAACCUGGUCAAACUCUGGGACACCAGGAGCUGCAAGGCUCCGUUGUACGAUCUGGCUGCUCACGAGGACAAAGUGUUUUGCGUGGAUUGGACAGACAGCGGGCUGAUGUUGAGCGGCGGCGCAGAUAACAAGCUCUACACCUACAGACACUCCGGCGCUCAGACGGAUGCAGGGGCGUAGGCAGACGCCAGCCAUCUUGUUUUCGGAACCUGGUUGUUUUACAGUCUCCCUGUGACCCGAGCAGAGCAUAAAUUAACUUUCCUUCCUCAAACGUGUCGACUUUACAAAAGACAAAUAAACCUACAGUUAUGUACAAGUGUUGUCUCCGUGUAAAAAAGGUAUUUGUUAUUAAAAACUUUUUUGUUUA